GAAAAAAAAAUUCAAAGGAUAAGAAAAUCUCAACUCCGGAGGUAAGAAGAACCACCACCGUAUUAACGGCUACGACAGAGAGAGCUAAGCUGUACCAGCACUGAAAGUCUCCGUCUCACCGCCACCGGAGUUCGGAUCUUAUGGAAAUUACUUCAAUUCCACCAACUAACCCGUAAUCAUCCAAUGGCUACCUUAACACGUGUCCCUUUGAUCUUCUCUUGCCCUUCUCCUCCUCGUCGUCCUCCUCCUCGUAAAUACGCAUGCAUGCCUACUACACUUCCAGAAUCUUCUACUCUUUCAUUUCGCUCUUUUUCUUUUUCCUUCUUUGCACCAUUUCUCUCAACACCUCAUAAUAAGAGCAACAAGAGUUUCAGGAGACUUAGAGCAGUUUCAGCGUCAAUGGCGGAUUCGCGUCCAAGCACUGUUCUUGUCACUGGAGCUGGUGGCAGAACUGGUUCAAUAGUUUAUAGGAAAUUAAAGGAGAGGUCUGGGCAAUAUGUUGCAAGAGGUUUGGUCAGAACUGAAGAGAGUAAAGAGAAAAUUGGUGGAGCAAAGGAUGUUUAUGUUGGGGAUAUAAGGGAAGCAGAAAGUAUUGCUCCUGCUAUCCAAGGAAUUGAUGCUCUCAUAAUUCUUACAAGUGCAGUUCCAAAAAUGAAACAUGGGUUUGAUCCAUCUAAAGGUGAAAGGCCUGAGUUUUAUUAUGAAGAUGGAGCUUAUCCUGAACAGGUUGACUGGAUUGGUCAGAAAUAUCAAAUAGAUGCUGCUAAGGAUGCGGGAGUGAAGCACAUUGUGUUGGUUGGAUCUAUGGGUGGGACAAAUCCAAAUAAUCCCUUGAACAGUUUGGGCAAUGGGAAUAUAUUGAUUUGGAAGAGAAAGGCUGAACAGUAUUUAGCUGAUUCUGGCAUUCCAUACACAAUUAUAAGGGCUGGAGGCCUGCAAGACAAAGAGGGAGGUAUCCGAGAAUUACUUGUUGGGAAGGAUGAUGAGCUUCUUCAGACGGAGACAAGAACCAUUGCAAGGGCUGAUGUUGCAGAAGUCUGCAUUCAGGCAUUACAAUUCGAAGAAGCUAAAUUCAAGGCAAUUGACUUGGCCUCAAAGCCAGAAGGAACAGGCACUCCAACCAAAGAUUUUAAGGCUCUCUUUUCCCAAGUCACUGCUCGAUUUUGAUUCUCAGUUGACCAUUUUUACCGGUCUUGGAUGGAUGUAUUAUUUUGCGUUUUAACAUCAGAACAUGGUAGCAAUUCAGUUUUUACUUUCCUUCAAGAGUUGCUGUCUGUUGAUUAGGAGAACGAACAUGAUGAGUGGUAAAGCAUAUCAUAUCAGCUAUUACGUUCUAAAUUUUAAGUUUUAAAUGAGCUUUAUAUUUGGAGUUCAAA
Molecule: messenger RNA, 1376 nt
Organism: Manihot esculenta (cassava)
Lineage: Eukaryota; Viridiplantae; Streptophyta; Magnoliopsida; Malpighiales; Euphorbiaceae
Exons: 7
Coding region: 184-1167 (327 amino acids)
Cellular component (GO): chloroplast
Molecular function (GO): oxidoreductase activity
Source: RefSeq, a predicted model, not a curated record